Messenger RNA from Acytostelium subglobosum LB1, 2127 nucleotides. RefSeq lists its product as hypothetical. Lineage: Eukaryota; Evosea; Eumycetozoa; Acytosteliales; Acytosteliaceae. The coding region runs from base 1 to 2127 and encodes 708 amino acids. Gene Ontology annotation, biological process: regulation of transcription by RNA polymerase II. The record is from RefSeq and is a predicted model, not a curated record. The transcript has 4 exons. Gene Ontology annotation, cellular component: nucleus. Gene Ontology annotation, molecular function: DNA-binding transcription repressor activity, RNA polymerase II-specific; RNA polymerase II cis-regulatory region sequence-specific DNA binding.
AUGUUUGGAAGUAAGAAAGACAAGAACAAGAAGAAAGAUGAGGUCGAUGCAUUUGAGGAACAAUUAAGAUCAGGACAGAAUGAUCUGUUACAAGAUAUCGAUAUGUCACAGAUUGAUAAGAUGAUGAAGAAUGAGAUAAAGGAGGACGAUAUAUCUUUGACAGAGGAUGAUAUGAAUGAUCCUGAACUAUUGGCUCAAUUGGGUACUAUCGAGAGUGGAUCGACACUUGAGAGGCCAAAGCCUACCCCUGCACCAAAUGCUGCCUCUGCACCCUCUCCAAUGCGUCCAUCACCUCAACAGCAACAGCAACAGCAACAAUCAAAGAAGCCCGCCAAAGCAUUGACACCAGAGGAAGAGGAGGAACUUGCUUUGCGACGUGAGAUGGGUGAGAUGGACUCUGGUGACGACGAUGACAAUGACAUGCAUGAUGGCGGUGAAGAUGACUUCCAAGCUAUGAUCCCAAUUCUAGAGCAACGUGUUGUUGCAUACAAGAAGACUGCACUGGCCAACAAGGAUAACAGAGAGUUGGCAUUGAAGUACAUGAAAGCUGCCAGACAGAUAGAGGAAGCAGUGAAAGAACUGAACCAAGACAUUCGAUCACUACCUCCCGAUCUCCAAGCACCAGCACCCUCUCAAAGGUCUGCUCCUGUUGCCACUACAACAACAACAACAACCAAGACCACAUCACCCAAGCCAACAGUUGCGCCUGUUGCUCAAGUGGUCAAGCCCCCUGUGCCAGUGCUCUCACGUGAAGAGGUCGAUCGACUCGAGAGGGCUCAUACAUGGGAGUUGUUCGAAGCAGAGUACACCAAGAAACACAACAGCAUGGCACAGGAAGCAAUUAGACUAAAGAACAAUGGCGAGUUGGAGAAAUCAUUGAUGAUUGUAAAGGAGAUACGUGGAGUCAAUGCUGUGCUUGAGCAGAUUAGGGUGUGUAACAAGGCGGGCGUGUCACCUCCACCAUUCCACUUUGAGGAGAGGGUCACGCAGACAGAGGUCAUCCAGGGCCAUCUCAAGGAGAACCAGAUCGAGUUCAUCAUUGGCAAGUACGAGUUUCCCAAGAGUCUUGGCACACUCGACUCGUACAUCACCACCGAGUUCCCAUAUCCCUCGUCUGAGGAGCCGCAAAAGUUCACGACGGCCUCUUCAAACAGCGCCACGGGCAAGGACUACUCCUUCAAGACAGUCAUCGAGAUUGAGAAGAAGAAGUCCUUCCAGCGCAUCGUCGAGAAGAAGAAGCUGGUGCUCACCAUCAACUCGUCAAAGAUGUUCUUUAUGAAGACGGUCGUGGGCAAGUGCGAGGUCAAGCUGGCUGACCUGCUGGACCGCUGCGAGAUCAACACCAAGUUCCCAAUCAUGAAGGAUGGCUCAAAGAAGGAGCUGGGCGGCUAUGUUGAGGUGGCCAUCAGAAUGAGGACCCCAAUCGCAUCGAAGGAAUAUAUCAAGAAGUCUGAAAGGAUACUGGUUCUCGAUGGACCAUUACAGAAUGUUGAUGUGACUGCCGUCGCUGCGCCAACAACACCAGCCACCCCAACAACAACUACACCAUCAACUUCACACACAACCUCACCAACUGCAACCUCCACGACGCCACAACAACCAGAGAGGAUAUCACCUGUACAUACGCCACCUACCACCACACCAACCAAGCCAACAGCGGCAGAAGUACAUACGCCAACUUCGACCACCACUACCACAUCAACAACAAAGACACCUGUUGCCGCAACUCCAUCUCCAACACCAAAGCCCGCAGAAUCGACACCAACAGAGGCAACUGGCGAGGAAGAGGAGGAGGAAGAAUGGGAUAGCCUCGACAGGAUCGUUUCAAACGAUGUUAUGGAGUCGAUGCUUGCUGUACUCAUUCCACAGGUGGCAACCAAACCAACACCAGAGUUGAUCGAUAGGAAACAGGCAUUGGAGAUCAAGAUGAUGGUACUGGAAACCCAGGUGUCCUCUGGCAUGCUCACCAUUGAGGCCUACACUAAACAGCUGGAGAAUGCCGUCCUGCAGGAUAAGAUACUGGCCAAGAAGCUGGUUGGUGCUGGUAAGAAGGAUGUUGCUAUCAAGGUGAUGGCGCGCAUCAAGAUCAUGAACGCCGAGUUGGCGUCGGCGUCCCAAGCCUCAUAG